GUGGCUGGGAGCGGGGGCUUGCGAGGAUGCGAGUGUUGAGACUGGAAAUUGGAGAAGACGCUGUGGACGGUCAGAUUUAUUUCGGGGGAGGAGGGCUUCAGGGGGAGCUAUAGAGGACGGCACACAAGGAGUUGGUAUCCAUGGAGGAGCAGGACGCCAGGGUCCCAGCACUGGAGCCAUUCAGGGUGGAACAGGCGCCACCUCUAAUCUACUAUGUCCCUGACUUCAUCUCCAAGGAAGAGGAGGAGUAUUUGCUUCGACAGGUUUUCAAUGCCCCAAAGCCAAAGUGGACCCAGCUGUCUGGGAGGAAGCUUCAGAACUGGGGGGGGCUCCCCCAUCCCCGGGGGAUGGUCCCUGAGCGACUCCCUCCAUGGCUUCAACGCUACGUGGACAAAGUAUCUGACCUCAACCUUUUUGGGGGUCUCCCAGCUAACCAUGUGCUUGUGAACCAGUAUCUGCCUGGGGAGGGCAUCAUGCCUCAUGAAGACGGACCACUGUACUACCCAACCGUCAGCACCAUCAGCCUGGGCUCCCACACUGUCCUUGAUUUCUAUGAACCUCGACAGCCAGACGAAGAUGUCCCUACAGAACAGCCCCGGCCACCUCAACAGCCCAUCACCUCUCUGCUGGUGGAACCACGGAGCCUGCUGGUGCUCCGGGGCUUAGCUUAUACACGCCUGCUCCACGGCAUCACAGCCACCCAUGUGGAUGAGUUGGACACCAUCUCACUACCGCCCAAUGCUGCUGCCUGCCAGUCGGCGCUGCCUGGAGCCCAGCUGGUGCGAGGUACCCGUGUCUCUCUGACCAUUCGUCGAGUGCCCCGUGUGCUGCGCGCCAGCCUCCUGCUGAGCAAGUGACCACCAGGCUCCAAACCCUGUGACCUUGGUACCCUAGGGCAGAGGUAGCUGUCCAGGGUUAUUUAUUUUCUCAGUAACUAUGGAAACUGGGGAGCAGACACCCAUUCCAAAUAAACAGAAAAUACCUUUA
This is a messenger RNA of Arvicanthis niloticus (Nile rat), 987 nucleotides long. It is a transcript of the gene Alkbh6, whose product is annotated as alkB homolog 6. NCBI's taxonomy places the organism in Eukaryota, Metazoa, Chordata, Mammalia, Rodentia, Muridae. Gene Ontology annotation, cellular component: nucleus. The record is from RefSeq and is a predicted model, not a curated record.